AGAGCAAGGCAGAGAAAAUUUCUUUCUUGGACAUGGAUGAUUUUGUUCGCAAAAAAUUAACUGAAUGGGGUUUCAGCGACUUGAUACAGAAAUUUAAAGAUGAAGAAGUUGACCAGGAGGCUCUGGGCUGUCUUGAUGAUCAUGAAAUUGAAAAGUUGAUCAGUACAGCAGGAAAAAGGAUAAAAUUCAAGAAGAAACUUAAGUUGUUUCAGAGUCAACAGGAGUGUCAGGAACCAGCUCAUUCUGCUCAGGCUUUACCUUCAACAAGUAACAGAAGUGAGCCAGUAAAGAGAAAGUUGGAGCUUCGGAUGGAGGAAAACAAAAAUCAAACUCCAAAUAAACGACAGUGUAACACUGUAACAGGAGCAUAUGAAGAACACAGAAAAUUGGGUGAGGUGAAACGCAUCAUGAGCACUCUUCAUGACAGAUUACAUCACUAUGACAGAACAGAGCUGAAUGAUUUCCUGAGGAACCAAAUUUGUGAUUUGGAGACAGACAAAAGGGAGAUGGUCGGGGUCUUUGGUAAAACCGGGGCUGGAAAGAGCUCUUUGAUUAAUGCCAUCAUUGGAGAGAAGCAUCUUUUGCCAUCUGGAAGUGUCAUUGCAUGUACUACAGUCAUGAUUCAAGUAGAGGCUAAUAUGGAGAACCAAAAAUAUGAGGCACACAUUGAGUUCAUCACAAAAGAGGAGUGGAAGGAUGAGUUGUGGUCUUUCAAAAACCUCUCCGGUGACAAUGGAGAUGAGGACAGUGACAAUGGAGAUGAGGAAAAUAAAUCUACCAGAGAUGAUGAUGAAUAUUACGACAAUGUUGAAAAGCUGACAGCACUUUAUGGAGAUCAAUGGAAAAGCAAAUCACCAGAAAACUUGAUGGAGGCUAAGUAUUUCAAAGACGUCCCUGAAUUUCUCCAAUCCAAGAAGAAAAUUUUGUCAUGUAACUUGCCCGAAGAGCUAUCUGCAAAAUAUCUGAAAUACACAAGAAGUGGGUCAACAAAAGAAAACAGUGGAGAAGUAGAGAGGUGUUAUUGGCCUCUGGUGAAGUGUGUGACUGUCAAGGUGCCAAAAAAUGAUCUUCUCCAGCAUGUUACAUUGGUAGAUCUUCCUGGAAAUGGAGACCGUAACAAGAGCAGAGAUCAAAUGUGGAGAAGGAUUGUUGGAAAUUGCUCUACUGUGUGGAUAGUGGCUGAAAUAAACCGAGCAGCAACAGAGACAGAAAGCUGGGAGAUCCUGAAAAGUGCCUGUAGCCUCAUGGGAAAUGGUGGCGAAUGUCAGAACAUUCACUUUAUCUGCACUAAGACUGAUGAUAUAGAUGAAGACUCAGAUGCAGAUGUUGGCCGUCGCAUAUUUAAAAGGAACAUGGAAGCUAAGGACAAAGUGAGGCAGGAGUUCAACAAACUAAAAGACGUUAAAAAACAAUUCAGGGAUGACUGCUUCACAGUAUUCACUGUGAGCGCCAAAGAAUUUCUACAGAAAAGACUUCUCAAACCAGAGGAAACUGAAAUACCCGAACUUCAGAUGUUUCUGCGAAGUCUCAAUGACCAGCACUCAGAAACACUGAACUAUGUGUUUGGAGCCUAUGGGAUUCUCUCUCUGAUGAAGGCGGCACACUGUGGAGAUGCUGCCAGAAAAACAUCAGUGUGUGCAGAGCUUAUGGAAAAUAUAACAUGUGAGAAAGAAAAAGUCAGAAAACCCAUGGAGGACGCUUAUGAAGGUUUUAAAAAACACCUCCACACAAGUGUUGAAAAAUCAAAAGAGUCUUGUGAAAAGGCGCUAGAAAAGAUGUUAUAUCGUUCUGGAAAAGCAAAGUGUGGUUUUCACAACAAAUUGAAACAUGCUAUGAAGAACAAUGGCAUCUUCAAACCAGUGAAAAAGACGAAAAAAGGAAUCAACAUGAACAUGACAUUGUCUUCACUUCUGUCUGAAAGCAUUGAUGAGGAGUUCAAAAACGCCUUCCCGAAUGAUGGAAAUUCGGGUCCAUUCUACGGAGCUAUCAGUGACUUUACACUUUACACAGAGAAACUGAGUCAAAACUACAAGGAUGUUGAACUGCAGCUGAUAUUUCUCAAGACAGAGGAAAAAAAAAUGAAGGCAAAACUCUGCAGAAUCACCCGGCAUCGCAAGAAAACAAUCUACAAUAGUCUGCCUGAGACAAUUGAGGAAACAAUGCGAGAAUGCUAUACAAGAGCAGCAGAGGUCAGAGGCAAAGAAAGUCUUAAUAAAAUGAGGGAAAUUAUUCAGAACCAUGUACGUGCGUCAAAGGCCACUAUGUUUGACUUGGCCAAGGAUGAUAUGUUGACCCAACUGAGAGAACUGAUGGGGGACAUCUUGAAAACAUUGACGGACACUAUGCAGAGAUCCAUAGAGCUGUCACUGAAGACGAAUGACAACUCAAUCCCAGAUGUUUCAGCUGAACAUUCUAAAGUGGAGAGUUACUACAAAGAGCUGAAAGGCCCAGAUGAAGAGACUUCCUUACUCUGGCCUGACAUGUUGGAUGACUCAUUGGAUUCACCUGGUUCAGCUGCAGCAGCAGAGACGUCAGACUUCAGAUUUCAUUGAAACUCAUCAUGUCCUCACCAUGUCUGACUGUUUUAGGGAAAACAAACAAGACAAUCUGAUUAGCUGCAGGUUUCGCUGCCAUACCUAGGCUGUGGAGUUACUAUCAAUCACUCUUAUUAACAUAUGUUGUAUUAUGGCAUUAUUUUAAUGUUUACUUUUUUGUUAGAAUGGGUUUGUAUGAGAGUUUCAAUAGCAUGCAGAAACUUCCUGUUUUGUAGAAUUGUGCUUAGUGAGAUGUUUUUAUUUGUAUAAACACAGCCUGGGCAAAAAAACAACAACAACAAAAAAACCUGGAUUUAACUAAACAAGUAGUUCAGAACCAUCCAAAUACAUACAUUUUUUGAAACUAUAUAAUGGGAAAUACUAUAGGUUUAGGGUUAGUGUUAGGGUUAGGGACUUUUAUGUAUUCAUGUAAUUAUAACAAAGGGAUGUUUCCUUCCUGCAGACUUUCCUGUAGUUUGCAUACAUUUUAACUCACAUAAACUCUGCAGUUUGAUGUAGACAUUAAAAAUAACAUAUAAAAACUUAUCUGUGGUUUGUUCUUUUCCAAUAAGCAGAUCCUGAAAGAUAGACCCAUCAUUCACUUACGAGUCUAAAUACUUCCUUUUUCACAGAAUUUGCUUUUACAAAUUUGACAGUUUUUAUCAUUUGAAUAUGUUUUCAUGACUUUGUCCUGCUCAGUGUCUGUUGGUGGCUCUUGAAUUUCCCUGAACUGUUUGAACAUUGAACACAUGAAAUCGCUUAGAGUCAAAACAUCCUGAUGGUUUUUACCCCUCUGUCAUCAUUCAUAGGGGCAGAGUUGUACCCUGUCUGUCAACAUGAUAGCUCACCAAAUCAUCCGAUCUCCUUCAUGUUUGAAUUUUACUUAUGACUUGUGAAGCUCUUUGAUAACUUCUUUGGG
Molecule: messenger RNA, 3453 nt
Organism: Sphaeramia orbicularis (orbiculate cardinalfish)
Lineage: Eukaryota; Metazoa; Chordata; Actinopteri; Kurtiformes; Apogonidae
Product: nuclear GTPase SLIP-GC-like
Exons: 22
Coding region: 33-2552 (839 amino acids)
Molecular function (GO): GTPase activity
Source: RefSeq, a predicted model, not a curated record